AUGGAGCCCGUCAUCUCACCCAGUGGUACAGUACUCACCAUAAUGCACCACAACUCAACCUCCCCUCCAACUUCCAGCUCCGUGAACAUGUUCCUGGAGAUACUGACAGUCAUCUUCGCCCUGGUAGGGCUGCCUGGAAACGUGACUGUGUUCUGGCUCCUGGGCUUCUGUGUGAACAGGAACAUCAUCUCAGUCUAUGUCCUCAGCUUGGCCACAUCAGACUUCCUUUUCCUCUGCUGCCUCUUUGUAUUCUAUCUGUGGGAACUUGUUGAUACCUCUGGCAUUGACUACUACAUCUACAUACAUGCUGUGGGGAUGUGUUUCCACAGCAUGAGUCUGUUCCUGCUCACUGCCAUUAGCUUGGAGCGAUGCCUUGCAGUCCUGUUCCCCAUGUGGUACCGCUGCCACCGCCCAAGACAUAUGUCAGCUGUUGUGAUGCUCUGUGGACCUAGGAGGUUGCCAUCAACCAGGCUGUAUGUAACCAUCGGGCUUUCAGUGCUGGUCUUCCUCCUCUGUGGCCUACCUAUAGGCAUCUUGCGGACUUUUAGCGCCAAAGUUCAGUUUCAAAAUCAGCUUUCAAAUUUUAAGGCCAUUGAGAGGAUUGCUUUUCUGCUGUCUAGUGUCAGCAGCACUGCCAACCCCAUCAUUUACUUCUUUGUUGGCUCCUGUAGGCAGAAACAGCAACAGCGGCAAUGGCCACGUUCCCUGAAGCUGGUUCUCCAGAAGGCCUUGGAGGAAGCAGAUGAGGGAGGGAACAGUGGAGACUGUCUUCCUCCGGAAAGCAUGGAGAAGUCAGAAUCCCCUUAA
Messenger RNA from Cavia porcellus (domestic guinea pig), 807 nucleotides. RefSeq names its product mas-related G-protein coupled receptor member X1. Gene Ontology annotation, cellular component: membrane. Gene Ontology annotation, molecular function: G protein-coupled receptor activity. Lineage: Eukaryota; Metazoa; Chordata; Mammalia; Rodentia; Caviidae. Gene Ontology annotation, biological process: G protein-coupled receptor signaling pathway. The transcript has 2 exons. Bases 1 to 807 code for a protein of 268 amino acids. The record is from RefSeq and is a predicted model, not a curated record.